This is a messenger RNA of Bombyx mandarina (wild silkworm), 1064 nucleotides long. RefSeq names its product COMM domain-containing protein 10-like. NCBI's taxonomy places the organism in Eukaryota, Metazoa, Arthropoda, Insecta, Lepidoptera, Bombycidae. The record is from RefSeq and is a predicted model, not a curated record.
UUUCUGAAAGCAAAAGCAAGUUUAGUAGUAUGUAGGUAAUGAGAAAAAUAAACUAUUCUGAAAUAUAUUAAAUUAUUUUAACUAUUCUAUGAAAUUACAUAGAUACUCAGGAUCGCUUGGAUACAGUACAUUUGGAAGGAAAGAUGUCUGCGAACUGGAUAAGAAUCACUCCGGGGUUAAGUAAAGGAAUUCAUGUCAUCAAUCUACUCGAGUUGUCACGUUUUGAGCAAUUUUUAAAUCGCAUCCUAGUUAAACUAAAAAUGAAUAAUAAUGAAGUAUUUUCACAAGAAGAACAAGAAAAGCUCACAAAAUUGUUUAAAGUCGACGAAGAAAGCUUAGUAAUGAGUAUUAAAACAUUGAAAUAUUUAUUAAAAAAAAUGUUGAAAUUCAUUUUUGUACCACUAACAUUAAGAACUGAUUUAAAAAGUCUUGGAUUGUGUGAUGAAAAGGCCGAUGUUAUUGUUAAAGUAUGGUCUUCCGAAACGAGGCCAAUACUUGAUCAAUUCAGUAAAGAAACUUCUGGUAUGUCACAGGAUGACUUAAAUUUCACAUGGAAAUUAAAUGCAGAGCUGAGUUCUGAUUAUUGCAAAAAAACAAAAAUCCCUAAAGCAUAUUUGUCACUAACCAAUCAUAAAGGCCAUACUGAAAUAGAAUUGACACAUUCUGAGUUAUAUUCCAUGUUUAUUAAUUUUGAACAGAUACAAAAUGAAUUGGAUAAUUUAUAAAAAAAUCUUAAUCUAGAUUGAUUGGUCAAAAUUAUAGAUGUAAAAAUGUAUAUUUUUGUAAUUGAAAAAGUAGCAUCUAUUUUAAUGUUCUAAUAAAAUGUCUUAUGAGUUAAGAUUAUUAUUCACCUAUAUCUAUAUCAUUAUCACCAUAAAUAUUGUCAAUUUAUUUUGAUUGUGGAUAAGGAACAAAUCAACAAAACUAUUUAACAAACAUUUUGGUCCUAGACAGAACAAUAUUUUUCAUGCACAAUUUCAAAUACUAGGAUUGUGAAUAUUUUAUUAAAAUAUAUACAUUUAAACAAUAGAUUCAUUAAAAAAUUCAAUAAAACUAUCUUAUUC